AGAGAGAGAGAGAGAGAGAGAGGGGGAAAAAAAGAAAAAUUGAGAAACCCAUAUAAAAUUAAUCGAGAAAGCUUGAAAACUUUAGGUUCCAUGGAGGACGAGACGACGAAGCUGAGCAUAUACAGAGCAGCCAGGACCAUAAAGCGCAGAGACAACAGCCUCUAUAACGCCUUGAGAUCAAUCUACGAAGACUCUAUUUUUGUGGGUGAGAUUUCCCAGCUAUGGCCGGAUCUCCCUCUCCUAGCAAACCUCCGUUGUGGGCUCUGGUAUUUUCCCAAGUUCCAUUCCACUUGUUAUUUCAAGUCCACUGAUGGCCAUAACAAUAACUGGUCCUUCAACACCUCUCGUCUCAACCUCCAUGUAGCUCAGCUUGCUGGACAGAAGGGAGGGUGUUUUAUAGUGGAUUCCACCAGAAAAGGGAAGAGAUUUCCGGACAGCAUGUCCAAAACUAUACCCAUUUGGACUUGUGUUUUGAAUCGUUCCAUUCACAAGCACUUGAGCAAAAUGCAUGAUGUUGCAGAGUUGGAGAAGGGGGUCUUAUCUACUACUGAUGAACAGUUUCAGAAUGAAAGACAGAAUUCUGUUGAUUGGGAUUGUUCCUUGCAUCUUCCUCUGUGGGUUUCCGAGACAGAGAGAGCUUCCAUAGAGGAUCGGUUAGAGGAAUGGACGAAACAGUUGGAUGAAAGUGGAGCUGAUAUUGCCUCCCUUGCAUCAUGCUUGAAAAAACCGUUACGCCCUCUAUGGAUAUCUCAAAAAACUGUCAUCUGGUUGAAUGAAGUUCCUGACCAUGAUUCAUGGGAUUUUACACCCAUUAUACUUGUUUCUGCCUCUUCCGCAACUGGUGUAAUUCAGCAUAGGACUACCUCAGAGUUUAGCUGGAGGUAUAUACCAGGGGCUGGAGAUGAUGAAGAGAGCUGGGCAAAGGGCUUAUCGCCUAAUCUUUUCUGGAAUCAUGCCUAUGAUAUUAUCAACUCAGGGCCUGAAUUAUGUAAUCAGAAGGUAGCUAAUAUAGUUGAAAAAGAUCGAGUUUAUCGUGCUCAAAGAGGACAAAAUGCUCCUCAGGUGAUUGUCAAGUCCAAAAAGUUGGCGGGCAAUUUAGCUCAUCCUUCACUUGAAGAAUCAACACUGUCUGCUGAUAUCUCGAACAUUAAAAUUGAUCUUAAAUCUUGUGAUGAAGGCUGUGCAAUAUCUUGGCUGGGUUCAACUAAUCUUGCUGUAGGCACAUCUCAAGCUGCUGCGAAUCUGUCAAAUGUUAAUUGCAUAUUAAAUUGUGAUCAGGAGUCUAUAUCUUUCCUUCCUGAGACUGAAGCAUAUCUACAUCUUCCUAUGGUGAUCUCAAAACUGGACCGCUUUUCCUUGUUGAACAAUCUCCCUUCUGCAGUAAACUUUGCAAAAUCAAAUCUAAGCAACGGGAAGAGUCUCCUUAUUUGUUGUCAGAAUGGGGAAGAUAUCAGUGUAUGUGUCUGUCUGGCAAUCCUAACAUCGUUAUUUGAUGAUCAAGGGACCUUUGAUGGUGGAAAAUCCUUCAAUGAGACACGUAUUACUAAAUGGGAAAUGCGGAGAAGAUUGGUACUCAUCUGUAACUUUGUAGUAAACGCUCGGCCAUCCAGAGGAAAUCUUAAGCAGGUUUUUGGUUUUCUUAGUGGUGGAAGAGUAGAUUCUGUCUUGCAACAACCUUCAGAUUGUGGUGAUAUAGACCGUUAAAACUAUUCAGAUAAUCUUUAUGGAAUUUUACUCAAGUUUUGCUGGAGUAAAUUGUGAAAAUUCUACUUUUGAAGCUCCUUCUGGUUUCAGUUUUUCAUGGAAAAACUAAAAUCCAAGAAAAAAGAAAGGGUCCAACAAGAAAAAGAAGCAAAGAGGAUAAAAAGUCCAAGUAUACCAAAUAUUAAUGUAUAUUAAGAUUUUGUUAGUAAAGAAUUUUCUGGUCAGUCUACUUGCAGUUGGUCAUCCUUUAACUAAAGCCUUUUUGGCAAUUUUUGUUUUCAAGUAGACAAUGUUUCUUUUUAUUAGUAUUUUAGAUAUUGAUGAGGCAUAAAGUUUCGAGAUGUACUCUAGACUGAAAUAACUUGUAUAAUUAUUAUUAUUAUUUUGGUAAUGGUAUAAUUAUUUGUUUGAAUA
Ziziphus jujuba (common jujube) is the source of this 2118-nucleotide messenger RNA. Its product is annotated as tRNA A64-2'-O-ribosylphosphate transferase. Gene Ontology annotation, biological process: charged-tRNA amino acid modification. NCBI's taxonomy places the organism in Eukaryota, Viridiplantae, Streptophyta, Magnoliopsida, Rosales, Rhamnaceae. The record is from RefSeq and is a predicted model, not a curated record. Gene Ontology annotation, cellular component: cytoplasm. The transcript is spliced from 7 exons. Bases 91 to 1704 code for a protein of 537 amino acids. Gene Ontology annotation, molecular function: tRNA adenosine(64)-2'-O-ribosylphosphate transferase activity.